Messenger RNA from Exophiala mesophila, 3057 nucleotides. RefSeq lists its product as uncharacterized. NCBI's taxonomy places the organism in Eukaryota, Fungi, Ascomycota, Eurotiomycetes, Chaetothyriales, Herpotrichiellaceae. Gene Ontology annotation, cellular component: GID complex. The coding region runs from base 133 to 2988 and encodes 951 amino acids. Gene Ontology annotation, biological process: proteasome-mediated ubiquitin-dependent protein catabolic process. The transcript is spliced from 2 exons. Gene Ontology annotation, molecular function: protein binding. The record is from RefSeq and is a predicted model, not a curated record.
CAUCAGCACCGUCAUCCUCACUGCCCCUCACCGACAACAACACCCACACCCUGACCCACGCCCACAACCACCACGACCAGGUGACGGUCUCACCAUCGUUCUUCAGUCUUGUCUUCCUGGGGCUUUCCAUCUAUGAAGCGCCAGGCCCCUCUCCAGACUCUUUACGAUCUGCAGAAUGCUCAGUCCGACAGUACUCGUGUCGAAGCACUCAAGGCUAUCAAACAUGACUUGACCGGCCAUCUCUCGCGUAAAUCCCUCUUUGUCAAUGCCGGUCUGAUCGAUGCGCUGGCGGCUGCUCUUCCGCCAUUAGACUCUUCCAGAGACGUCAAUCAGCUGUACCUUCAAUCAUCUCAAGUCCUUGCGGUACUUGCACAUGAAGGGCCCUUGUUUCUACGGCCACUGCUUAGCACUGCCAUACUGCCUCAGUUAAUUGCCAGUCUCACCGCACCUACUUCACCCAAGACUUCUCUCGCCGUCCUCAAGUCUCUCGUCGCCAUUGCAGAUCACCUCCCAGCUCAUCUCGCAGACCUUUUAUAUUCGAAGACUCACAUAAGAUGCUUCGCCUAUAUCAUCCGACGAGCUGGGUCAGAGGCACAGUCUCCACAGGCCUGCGAUCUUAGCUUGACCUUGAUGUGCAAGACUGUCGCCGCUGAUGCACACAAGCGUGCCCUCGUUGAAGCUGGGGUCUUAUCCGCUCUUGCUGCCCGCCUGGCAUCUUUUGUCGUUGCACAAGGUCUGGUACCUCCGUCUUCUGAUACGCUCGACUUGGACAACGGGCCUUCGGAUGUCAUCCCAGACCCUGCCCCCUCAUCCGCCCAUUUGUCUCCUGUCCUCGAGUCGAUCGCACUCUUGAUUGAUAAGUCGAAAUCCCGCUCGCGACUAUUUAUCAAUGACCCUUCCAUCAAACUGGUACUGCCAGACCAAAGAGAUGGUUUCUCGCCCUCGGACAUUCGCCGGGGUCCCUGGGGAGGCAGCUACUUAUCAGGAGCCGCCGUGCCACGCAACAGCACUCACGGACCUUUUGAUCCUUUACUACCUUAUGUUCCCACAACCGACAAGUCUCUCUCCAAUGAUCAGACUGCUUUCCCUCCUCUUGGUCCAGUCCUUCCCUUACCGAAGCGUAGAACCUCCUUUCUCCCAACCUCGACACCAAAUCCCGACCUAUCUCAACUCACUUUCGGAUCCGUCGAUGCCGAGGAAGGACCAGAGAGCUCAGUUGUGCCGUAUCUCCUUUACCUCGUCCGCGAAUCACGAGGGAAGCGCCGCCUGUUGGCCACCAAGUUACUCGUCGCGCUCUAUAAUCUGGGCCAUGUGAGACGACAUCGCAGAUCCACCUUCACAUCGCUUCUGGCGCCAUUGUUGACUCGGAUGCUGGAGCCAGAUUUGAAGCAAGACACCCUCCAUCAGAAUCCGGGUUCUUUGCUGUGCAAUGGGCUGCACUAUACCAAAGCUGUUCCUGCCGUCCUUGCAGGGUUGAUCAAUGACAAUGCAGAUAUGCAAAAAGUGGCAGUCGAGGCCAAAGCAAUAUCCAACCUUUCGGCCAGUUUAAAGAUGACUUUUGAGAGCCCUCUCGAACCGAAGCUGGCCCCAUGGCAACCAUCCAAGGUGUCGGACAACAUGGUUGAUGAUCGCAUGGGAGACAACGAGACCGAUCAAGACAAUGUGGAGAUACCACUUCCCCUACGCCGAGAGAUGGAUUUCCGCCAAGGCUGCCUUCAAGCGCUCGCAGCGAUAGCCUUGUUCCGCGACUCGUACCGAAACGAGAUCUGUGCUCAGGGAGUCCUGACUCAUAUUAUGGCAGCGCUGGAGCCCUUGCACAUACACACUCAUGCCUCGGGCGCGACCGAGAUCCGUGGAAAUACAACACCGGUGAUCCUGGCGGCGUGUAGUGCCGUACAAGUCUUGACACGAUCGGUUCAGGCGUUGAGAACUAAAUUGAUUGAAGCAGAGGUGAUCAAACCAAUAGUUUUAUUGAUGAGCUCGACCAAUGCCGAUAUCCGAAUCGCCGCUACCAUGGUGCUGACCAACCUCGCCAUCGACUUCAGUCCCAUGAAGGAUGGGGUGGGUGAGUCGACGAUGGUGAAGAAGCUUUGCGAACAGGCUCAUUCUGCCAAUGCCAGACUUCGAUUGGAGUCACUGUGGGCUCUGAAGCAAUUGGUUUUGAACGCAAGUAAAAAGCUGAAACAGGAGGUGGUGGAUGAGCUGGGGGCAAGUUGGAUCAAACUGCUCAUCAAGACCGACCCCAACGACAUUCCCGAGGGGGAGGUGAUUGGGCUGGUGGAAAGGGAUUACCCACCGCUCAAUACGUUUCAGCCCUUGCUAUCACCUCACGUGGCGGGGAAAGACGUGGUCAUGAGUGAUGAUUCGGACGACAGUGAGGGUGACGAAGAGAAGCAAGAAGAGGACGAGUCCACGAGUUCCGGUUUCAGCACCAAACAUACGGUAGAGGAUGAUACCGAGAUUCAGGCACAAUUACUGGAUCUUUUGAGAAACCUAUUCUGUGGAGAAAAUGCGUCUGACUUGGUCAAGUACGUGUUUGAUGAAAUGGGCCAGGAUGACUUUUUCGACAUCUUGGUGGACCGGCUCAAGCCUCGAACCGCCGCAUUGGGGCCCACCCGCAAGGAUGAUCACACCAUCGCCGCACCGAGCGUGAUUGUCAUUCGAGUGCUUUACAUCCUGGUCCACAUUGCUGCGUGCGAGCCUCGGUGGAGAAAUGCACUGGCGUCGAACCAUGCGUUGACGAAGCAGGUGCUGACGUUUUUCAGUCAUUCGGACCGGGAAAUAAGAGCCACGUGUUGCUGGAUUGCGACUAGUCUUACGUACGAGGACGAUUCGAGCAGCCGAGCGUUGUGCCGGCAGCGAGCACUGGAACUGCACAAGGUUGGAUUCAUGCCGCAACUCAAAAAGCUGGAAAAUGAUGCGGAUCUGAAUGUCCGGGAACGAGCUCGUGCGGCUGUCCAUUUGAUCACCAAGUUGAUAGCUUCUUAGCAGGGUUUACAUGCCCGAGUAUAACAUAACGACUGCUGAUGAGACCAGUGCCGUUGAUUUAUGAGACAG